Messenger RNA from Saccostrea cuccullata (small rock oyster), 1773 nucleotides. Its product is annotated as DNA polymerase beta-like. The annotation marks the transcript as partial. The record is from RefSeq and is a predicted model, not a curated record. Gene Ontology annotation, biological process: base-excision repair; double-strand break repair via nonhomologous end joining. The transcript has 10 exons. NCBI's taxonomy places the organism in Eukaryota, Metazoa, Mollusca, Bivalvia, Ostreida, Ostreidae. Gene Ontology annotation, molecular function: DNA-directed DNA polymerase activity; DNA binding.
AUUAGGGCAGAUGAUACAAAUGUAGCCAUAAAUGAACUUACCAAAGUGACAGGAAUAGGACCUGCAGCAGCUCAGAAAUUGGUCCAGGAUGGAAUUACAUCGAUAGAAGAGUUGAGAAAGCAUACAGAUAAAUUGAAUCAUCACCAGCAAAUUGGAUUGAAACAUUUUGAAGACUUUGAGAAGAGAAUUCCCCGAACUGAGGUGGAGCAGAUUCAGGACACUGCCUUUAAUGAGAUAAGAAAGUUAGAUGAUAAAUUUGAAGCCAGGGUUUGUGGCAGCUUCAGAAGAGGUGCUGAGUCCAGUGGUGACAUAGAUAUUCUACUAACUCACCCAGAUUACACAUCUAAAACCAAAGGAAAGCCAGAUUUGCUACAUCAGGUUGUAAAGAGACUGGAAAAAGUAGGACUAAUCACUGACACAUUGUCACAUGGUGACUUCAAGUACAUGGGAGUUUGUCGAGUGUUAGAUUCUGGUUCCAGUCCUAGUUCUUCCAAACAGAAGCCAUUCAGGAGAAUUGAUAUCAGGUUGAUUCCCCAUGACCAGUACUACUGUGCAUUGCUGUACUUCACUGGAAGUGACAUUUUUAAUAAGAAUAUGAGGGCCCAUGCCCUGGAAGUGGGGUUCACGUUAAAUGAGUAUACCCUGAGACCUCUGGGUAGCACAGGAACACCUGGGGAACCCUUGCCAGUAACGUCAGAGGAGGACAUUUUUGACUACCUAGGGAUGGAAUACAAAAACCCUUCACAGAGGAUCUCCUAGUCUAUUUAACCCUGUCAUCAACUCAAACAAUGCAUUAAUGAGGCCAAUUAUCCAAUUCAAUCACAGCCUUAUAAAACAGUUAUAACAUUUGUUAAUGAAUUUUCUUCUCAUGUUUUAGAAUUUCUUGUGUUGUAGAAGAGUUAUGAAUGUCUUAAAUGUUCACUUGUAUUCAAUUGUGUGUUAGUUGCGAGUUUAUGUAUUGCAAGUUACUUUUAUAAUUAUAUAUUAUUCACUGCUUGUUUGAUGCCAUGAACGUUGUAUUUUUCCUGUUGAAUGUUUAUAAUACAUCUACAUUGUUUGAUAUUGUGUCUGAGACAAGAAUUCCCCCCUGGCGUUCAAUUUAUAUGUGUCCAUACUUUGAUCUGGCAGCUAUUAAAUUUUCACUGUUUAUUUGAUUGUAUAACAGAAUCAUCCUACUUAAGAUUUAUUGUAAGUACAUCAGGUGAAAUGGUCAAUAUUGACAGGUUAACCUCUGUUAUUGAAAAUACGUCAAGUUUAGAAGGAAAUGGUAGUAUUCUUUCACAAACAUACUGUAUACAGGGAAAUUUUUGCCCCCGUUUUAUUUUCGCCCCUUUCGCCCUACCCUCAUUUGGGCGAAUUUAAAAUGGGGCGAAUUUAAAGAAUACAAUAUAAUUUCUUAAACAAACUAUGUCUGGGCGAAUUUAAGACGGGGCAAAAUUGUUUGUAAGUGUGAAAGGGCGAAAAUAAGAUAGGGCGAAAAUAACCCUGUAUACAGUAUAACAAAAAAUGUAUUGGUUUGGGAAUGAAAUACACAUAUGGUUUAUUGUUGUAGUUCAUCUAUUUUAGUAACUUGCAGACUAUGAUUAGUACAUAUACCCUGCUGUAUGUUUAGUUGUUUUACCACAAAAAAUUCUACAUUGUUCCAGCAUCCAAGUUACAACAGCCAUGAUGUGUUCUUUUGUAAAUCUGCUAAGCAUAUUUGAUAAAUUGUAGUAUAUAUAUAAUGUAAUCCAUGAUAUAGAAAUAAAAGUUCUAUAAAUAUUACGCAAAGUA